AUGGCCAACUGGGCCACUGAAGGUUAUGCCAACAAUGGGGUGCCGCGGGAGGAGUAUGAAAUCCCUGUCAAAGUCUGCAUCAUUUUUCACCGCCUUCUACAAAGGCCUAGCCAUAGACAGGAAGCGGCCGUCCAUCCUUUUUGGGUUAUUUCCGAAGGAGCAACACGCUCUUGGGUCAAAUCCACCUUUUUCAACAUUGCCACCGAUCUCAAAUUUGUCUGGAUCACCAUCCAUCGGCGAUACGACUUAGAUCUCAAGACGAUUACCUGCCUGGAACUUUACCGCUUGUUUGCUUACAUUGGAGACGCAUUCAUGAGGAUCAACAAUGCACCGAAGCAUUCUGCCAGCCAAUGCCACCUUCUGCAUCGCGGACACUUCCCGCCUGAAAGUUCGGCCAUCCGCAAUACUCCUUCGUGCCCUUACGCCAGCCAAACAUCUCGGACGCUUUACGACUUCAAAGAACAUUCGGCUAACUGUGGUACUGCAGAUAUCGUAUUGCAUGGACCCUACACCAGGAAGAUCCGUGUCUUGUCGAUCGGUGCUGGUGUCACCGGAAUUAUGAAUGCUUAUCACAUACAAAAAUUUCUGCAGAACGUAGAACAUGUGAUUUAUGAGAAGAAUCCUGAUAUUGGAGGCACUUGGCUGGAAAACCGAUACCCAGGCUGCGCAUGUGAUAUUCCGAGUCAUGCAUACACCUAUCCUUUUGCUCUCAAUCCCGACUGGCCUCGUUUCUUUUCCUACUCACCCGAUAUCUGGAAAUAUCUCGAUAAGGUCUGCGAAGUAUGGGGUCUAAGAAAAUACAUGACCUUCAACACCGAGGUCAUCGGAUGCUAUUGGCAACAGGAGACGGGCGAAUGGCUUGUGAAACUCAAGCAGACGAAUCCUGAUGGAAGCACACGUCUCUUCGAAGAUAGGUGCCACAUGCUUCUCCAUGGCACCGGCAUUCUGAACAACUUCAAAUGGCCCAACAUUGAAGGCAUGGAGAAGUUCAAGGGGAAGAUCAUGCAUACGGCUCGAUGGCCCAAGGAUUACCAGGCCGAAGAAUGGAAGAAGGAUCGUGUCGCUGUCAUCGGGUCUGGAGCCUCCAGUAUUCAGACAGUACCAACUAUGCAGCCACAUGCCAAACAUAUCGAUGUUUUCGUCCGCACAGGUGUCUGGUUCGUGCAAAUUGCGAAUAACUUCGGUGCAAAUCAUGAAUACACGGACGAGCAGAAACAGGAGUUCCGUGAUCCGUACAAAAUCACGGAGCAUGCUAAAUCCAUCGAGGACCAAGUUAAUGGACUAUGGGGUUCCUUCUACAAGAACUCGAAAGCCCAAGAAGAGGGACAGGCCGCUUUGAAGGCUCGUAUGGCCGAGAUGAUUAAGGAUGAGAGAUUACUCAAAGGCUUCACCCCGACUUUCGGCAUUGGCUGUCGCAGAAUUACUCCUGGUGAUCCGUAUAUGGAGGCCAUUCAAAAACCCAAUGUCGACGUCCACUUCACGCCCGUCGAAAAGAUUGACGAAACAGGAGUUAUCGGUGGCGAUGGCAUCCACCGCGAAGUCGACACAAUCGUUUGUGCCACCGGUUUUGACGUGUCAUACCGUCCUCGCUUCCCAAUCGUCGGCCAGAACGGAGUCGAGCUGGCCGAUAAAUGGAAGCUCUGCCCCGAGGGCUACCUUGGCCUCGCGAUUCCCGAAUUUCCCAACUUUUUGACUUUCAUUGGACCUAACUGGCCCGUGGAGAAUGGCAGCGUCAUGGGCCCGCUGAUGUACGUCUCGUACUAUGCCCUGCAGAUGAUCAAGAAGCUCCAGUCCGAGUACAUUUGCAGCAUCACACCAAAGCAGGAUGUCACGGAUGCGUUCAAUGAACAUUGCCAGGAAUGGGUCAGACAUACUGUUUGGGUCGAAGAAUGUCGAUCAUGGUACAAGAAUAAUGAGACAGGUCGUGUGAAUGCUGUUUGGCCUGGCUCCUCUUUGCAUUACAUAGAAGCCAUCAAAACACCUCGCUAUGAGGACUUCGAAAUCGAAUAUCUUGGACCAGCCAAGAAGAACAUGUGGGCGUUCUUGGGUAUGGGCACUGUUCAGGCCUUGGUCAACAAAGAGGAUGUGUCGCCAUAUUUGAAUCCUGAGGCCAUUGAUCCAGAUUGGAUGAAGGCUGUGGGCAUGGACGCGAGCAAAUUGCACGAGACGAAGAUCAAGGAUCUGCAAGCCAAGCAUGAAGAGCAACUGGAGAAGAGCAAACAGAACGUGCAGAAGGUGGUUGUCUCGUAA
This is a messenger RNA of Cladophialophora bantiana CBS 173.52, 2250 nucleotides long. RefSeq lists its product as uncharacterized. The record is from RefSeq and is a predicted model, not a curated record. Lineage: Eukaryota; Fungi; Ascomycota; Eurotiomycetes; Chaetothyriales; Herpotrichiellaceae. The transcript has 9 exons. Gene Ontology annotation, molecular function: NADP binding; N,N-dimethylaniline monooxygenase activity; flavin adenine dinucleotide binding. The coding region runs from base 1 to 2250 and encodes 749 amino acids.